Messenger RNA from Penicilliopsis zonata CBS 506.65, 1506 nucleotides. RefSeq lists its product as hypothetical. Gene Ontology annotation, molecular function: transmembrane transporter activity. Gene Ontology annotation, biological process: transmembrane transport. Gene Ontology annotation, cellular component: membrane. Bases 1 to 1506 code for a protein of 501 amino acids. The record is from RefSeq and is a predicted model, not a curated record. The transcript is spliced from 8 exons. NCBI's taxonomy places the organism in Eukaryota, Fungi, Ascomycota, Eurotiomycetes, Eurotiales, Aspergillaceae.
AUGGUUGCAGCAGAGUCUUAUGAGGGCCCUGAGAAGCUCAGAGGCAAUGAGGAGUCGGUAGCUGUCUCUAUCGAUGAAGCGACUGUGGCGGACUGGACGGAGGAGGAGGAGAACCGAGUCAGACGGAAGAUCGAUUUCAUCCUCCUCCCAAUCCUCGGCCUUGCUUUCUUCGCCCUGCAAAUGGACCGGGGCAAUAUCUCGAAUGCCCUGACCUCGACCAUCACCGAAGACCUGGGCGUUACCACGGAUCAGAUCAACAAUGGCAACAGCUUGCUUUCGAUGGGCAUCGUGCUCUUGGAGAUUCCUUCCAAUCUUUUGCUUCAGAAGAUCGGUGCUCGGAAUUGGCUUACCUUCCAAAUCAUCGCUUGGGGCCUGGUCGCUACGCUGCAGAACUUCAUCACCAACUACGCCAGUUACAUUGUCACACGUCUGCUCCUUGGCUUUCUCGAAGCCGGCUUCAUCCCGGAAGGCGCCCUCUAUACCAUGUCGACCUGGUACAAAAAGUCGGAGACGAGUCUGCGCGUGUCCAUCUUCUUCCUUGGAAACCUCCUGGCCUCUGCGACUGUCUCGCUCAUCGGCGCUGGGAUUCUCUCCAUGUCGGGCCGAUACGGGGUUUCUGGCUGGCGCUGGCUAUUUAUCAUUGAGGGCAUCAUCACCGUCGGUGUCGGCCUCAUCUUCAUGCUAUUCCUCCCCCAGAGCGUCUCAAACAGCUCGCCUCUAAUCAGUGGCGGCAAAUGGAGCUAUUUCUCCUCGCGCGAACAUUACAUCCUUGUCCGACGCACGCUGCUCGACGACCCGGCCAAAUCCAAAGGUCAAGUCCGGAUCUCGCGGCGCGACAUCACGAGCACGCUAAGCAAUCCGCGCAUCCUCCUCCAUGUCUUCAUCACACUCGCAUGCACUAUCUCUGUCAGCGCCGUGCAGACUUACGCGCCGUCCAUCGUCAAGAGCAUAGGCUUUGGCGCUGUGCAGGCGAACGCCUUGGUCUCCGUCGGCAGCUACAUCGCCGCCAUCGUUGUGCUUGUCCUGGGUUGGAUUUGUGAUAAAACUGGCCGCCGGGGCCCAUCCGCCACUUUUGCAGCCCUGUGGUGUGUUAUUGCCUAUGUGUGCCUCCUUGAAUCCGUCCAUUUCUCCAAAUGGAAACGGUAUGCUGCUAUUGUCGCCGCGACCGCCACCAAUUCUACUGUCCACAUCAUCAAUGUCGGCUGGCUAUCUGUCAACUGCCAGAGUCCCCAGGAACGCAGCAUCAGCAUGUGUAUGGUCAUCAUGGCUGCCAAUGCCGGUGGUAUCGCAGGUGGACAGGUCUUCCGCACCAGCGAUGCACCCCUGUACAUCCACGCCUUCACGGCCAUGCUUGCGCUCGCCUCCGCAGGUCUGGUGGCGGUCCUCGGCCAGAUGGCCUGGUACUUCUCCAGCAAUCGCCGGCUGGCUAAGAGUGGCAAGACCCAUACAGUUACCACGCACUCCAACGGGGCUGAGAUCACGGCCACAUGGUGGUGGACAUGGUGA